AUGACCCCCCGUAAGCGCGCUGAGACGAGCAAGCCGAGGGCGCCGAGGGCGAAGAAGGCGGAGAAGGCGGAGGGCAAGGCAGAGGGCAAGCCCGCACGCCAGCGCAAGCCGACCGAGAAGGCAGCAGCGGCGGCGGCAGAGGCCAAGCCGCGCGCCGCGCCGAGGUUGCGCAAGCCCAAGGUUAUCCCCGCGUCGCCGCUCACCCCGCCCCCGCCUGAGCCGAUGUCAGCCCCUGCGGAGGCACCGGUGAAACCUCCGUCGUCGUCCCACCUUCCCCCUGACGGUUCUCCCCACCCCUCGGCGUCGUCCGCUUCCUCCAUGCAGGACUUUGAGUCGGAGGAAGGCGCGAGCGUGCGGGCCGAGGUAGCGCUGGCGCCGGAGGCAAGCGAGGCGGCGGAGACGCGCGAGGUGGCCAAGGCUCAGCGCCCUGUCGAGGAAGAGAUCGACGCAGCAGACCUCGACGCCGCCGAGGCCGUCCUGCACCUAGCCAACCCGCGCACGCCGCCACCCGAGCGCCGCGCCCCCGCCCCCUCCCCCAUCCCCCGCUCACCUUCCCCCGCGCCAUCGCUCACCUCGUCCUUGGGGCGCGAGUGCACCCACCGCACAGGCACGGCGCGGGUCGCGAUCCGCUCCGCCCCGCGCAGCCUGGUGGCGGGGGCGGCCUUCGGCCCAGGCGACGUGGUCAUGUCCGAGCCGCCGCUCAUGGUCGCUGACGACGCUGCGCCUGACGAGCUCGCCGGCCGGCUCGGCGAGCUCGCACCGGACAAGCUGUAUGCGCUCCUCUCUGCCCCCACGUUCGCGGCGCGCACCGCCAUCGAGGGCGUGUUUGCUGCCAACUCUGUGCCUGCGGGCGACGGGUACGCGGCGCUCGGGGUCGGCAGCUACGCCGAGCACAGCUGUGCGCCGAACGCGGGGUUCACAUACUGCGACUACUGUGGCGAUAUCCGUGAGUUGGUCCCGCAGUGGCUUGGCUUACUCGCAGUGCUCGUGGCACACCGCCACAUCGCGCAAGGGGAAGCCAUCACCGCGUCCCGCUGGAGCCCAGCCACGCUGUGCCGGCGCACGACGGAGCGCCAGGCGGCCAUCACCUGGGAGCAGGGGCAUGCGUGCGCGUGCGGCGCGUGCGCCAACCCCUCGCUCGUGUCCGACUUUCGCCGGGAGGAGGUCCGCCACUGCCUCAAGAUGCUCGACGAGCGGCCCCUCCUCGAGCUCGCGGCGGGCGGCGAGCGCGUCCUCGAGCAGAUCAUGCAGGCCGCCGCUGCUGCCGAGGAGGAGGGGCUGGCCGAGGUGCUGCCCCGGCUGUGUGAGGGCGCAUUCUUCAUCCACGCCGCGUGGGGCCACGACGGCGAAGCCGAGGUCGCCGCGCAGAGCGCCGCGGGUGCCCUCCGCCGCGUGCGCGGACGCGACGCCGUGCCGCCGACUCAUGUGUUCGAGGUAUGGGCUCGCGAUCCGCGCUCGUGGGAGCUCUAUGGCGCAGCGCUCGACGACAGCAACUAG
This is a messenger RNA of Vanrija pseudolonga, 1497 nucleotides long. RefSeq lists its product as uncharacterized. NCBI's taxonomy places the organism in Eukaryota, Fungi, Basidiomycota, Tremellomycetes, Trichosporonales, Trichosporonaceae. The record is from RefSeq and is a predicted model, not a curated record. The transcript has 2 exons. Bases 1 to 1497 code for a protein of 498 amino acids.